Molecule: messenger RNA, 994 nt
Organism: Phaethon lepturus (White-tailed tropicbird)
Lineage: Eukaryota; Metazoa; Chordata; Aves; Phaethontiformes; Phaethontidae
Gene: REEP3
Product: receptor accessory protein 3
Exons: 7
Coding region: 9-737 (242 amino acids)
Biological process (GO): endoplasmic reticulum tubular network organization
Cellular component (GO): endoplasmic reticulum membrane; cytoplasmic microtubule; endoplasmic reticulum tubular network
Molecular function (GO): microtubule binding
Source: RefSeq, a predicted model, not a curated record
UGUUUGGGAUGCUGUAUCCUGCAUAUUACUCAUACAAAGCUGUGAAGACAAAAAAUGUGAAGGAAUAUGUUCGCUGGAUGAUGUAUUGGAUUGUCUUUGCUCUUUAUACAGUUAUGGAAACAAUAACUGACCUAACGGUCUCUUGGUUUCCACUGUACUAUGAACUGAAGAUAGCUUUUGUUAUUUGGCUCCUUUCCCCAUACACUAGAGGGGCAAGCUUAAUCUACAGAAAAUUUCUCCAUCCUCUUCUUUCUUCCAAAGAAAGGGAGAUUGAUGAGUACAUUGUACAAGCCAAAGAAAGAGGCUAUGAGACCAUGGUGAAUUUUGGAAGGCAAGGGUUGAAUUUGGCAGCAACUGCUGCAGUGACAGCAGCUGUAAAGAGUCAAGGUGCAAUAACUGAGAAACUGAGAAGUUUCAGUAUGCAUGAUUUGACUAGUAUACAAGGAGAUGAGCCAGUAGGACAAAGACCGUAUCAGACAUUACCAGAUGCAAAAAAGAAAACCAGAGCCUCUGCAAGUGAAUCUUCAGGUUACAAAACUCCACUGGAAAAAAAUCCUGGAGAUGAUAAAACAGAUGAAGAGAUGGAGGGGACGCAUUCAGAGGAUGAAAUGUUUGCUCAGAGAGGCCUUCGAAGAACUCAGAGUAUGAAAUCUGUGAAAACUAUUAAAGGCCGUAAAGAGAUACGGUAUGGAUCACUGAAAUACAGAGUAAAGAAGAGACCCGCUGUAUACUUCUAAGUGUGUUGCACAAUGCCUGCGAGACAAACUGCUGUAUUAUAAUAACUUGAACUCAGUGCGUUAAGUGUUAAUAUCUGUGUAUGAUUCAUAUAGUGAGUAUAUAUGAAUAGAUAUGGUAGGACUUGGUUUUAUGAACCUAAAUGGUUGGAAAAAGUAUUACUCUGCUCUUGUGUAAUUGCUUAUUGUUUAGAUUUAAAUGUGGACAAGUUAUAGAAUGAAUUUCACCACUCCUUAAAUGGGAGUUAAAUGAGUAACAG